CCUUCCAUCAUCCUGAGGCCCUCACAUCCUGUAUACUUAAAAGGAGAAUUUAUAAAUAUGACCUGCUCAAUUUAUAAUCAUUCAAUAAUGACAAAAGUACAAUUUUACAAAGAUGAAAAUCAAAUUCAAGUUGAGGAAGCACAUGAUGGAGAGGCUACAUACCGACUAUUUCUAUCUGGUUUGGAGGCUACUGGACAUUUUCUAUGCAAAUACAUGAUCAUAGUUUCUGGGAGAGAGAUACUUUCAGAGCCCAGUCGACGUAUUCAGGUUACAGUCAUGGAUGUUCCAAAUCCACCUUCAGUAGACCUGAUCCCUGCAUACUCUGUAUACCUUAAAGGAGAGUCUGUAAAUAUGACAUGCUCAGCUCCUGGAAAUGCUACAGUUAAAAACAUACUAUAUUUCAAAGAUGGAAAAGUAAUCCACACAGAGGAAGCCCGUGAGGGGAAAGCAACAGUUUUAAUACCUGAUUUGGAGAUUGAUGGAAAAUAUGCAUGCAAAUACACAACAGUGCAUUCUAGGAGAGAGAUACCUUCUCAGACUAGUUCCCUUGUCAGAGUUAUUGAUCACCCACGUCCACCCUCUCUAAAGCUAUUUCCAGAGCACAACAUAUAUAUAACAGAAGAGACCCUCACUAUUACUUGUUAUGAGUGUGGAAACACUGAUGAAUUUAAACUAUAUAAAAAUGGGCAAAUACUACACAACUCUAACAGUAAAAACAAAAUUCUCCAGCAUAAACUAAUACUACAAGCCAGCUCCAAUGGGUCUUAUACCUGCACAUGUAUAAAGACUCUUUCAGGAGAGCGUCGGAUGGAGACAAAAAGCAGUAACCCUGUGGAUGUUUUUGUGUCAAGUCCUCCUCCUGCUCCACGUCUCACCUUGGCAAAACCAGUAGAGAAAACUGAGACUGGCUUCCAGGUGACAUUAAACUGCAGUUCUGCAGAAUACCCAGGCCUUGCAAGAAAUUUCAGCUUCAGGAGGAUGGGGGAACAGUAUAACCCAAUCCAAUUUUAUAAAAAGGUUACAAGUGUGUCAGGCUUCCUGCAGUGGGAGGUGGAGGAUACUGAUAAUGUUGCAUUUUCCUGUUCAUAUGAAGGCGAAGUAAAUGGAAGGAUUGUAGAGUCUGAGAGAAGUGAGAUCCUUAGGAUCACUCUUAUGGUAUCAGUGUUCUCUCCCCCUUUGAUUGCUGGUAUAACCGGAGGACUAUCAUUUCUUUUAUGCUUGAUUGUGAUCAUCUUCUUCUAUAUGAAAUAUAAAAGACUUUCAGAACUUAAACGCAACACUUGGCGUUUCAGCUGGUACUGGAAGGACAGACAAAGGAAUCCUUUAAAAUGCCCAGUUUCCUCAUUCGAAGGCACUGAAAAAGUUUCUAAGAAUGCUGAAGCAUCAGAUUCACUAAAUAUGAAGCGAUUAUCUAUUGCGUCUGUCAAGGAUGAAGAUGACAUGGGAAACAAUCAUUUCAACUUUUCUACAUUCCAAUCUCUGGCCAGGGAAUCGAAAGAUCACUCCUUAGAUGAGCCUUGCUAUAGUUUAACAUUUAUGUAAAUGUCUCCUGCAGGACAACGAUAUGCAGCGCAAUAUAUUUUUUGCCCCAUUGGAUGGUGAAUAAAGACUUUGUUAGAACGUUUACACAAACUGAGAAUACUUUUGUAUAGUCAACACCCCCACCUCACACAAACCACCAAAAAUUUGGGGGUGGGGCUAAGCAUGUGUGAUAUCACAGGGUUUGGAGCUGGGCAAACUUUUGAAAAAUUAGCAGUCCAAGAAAUGAUAUCCAGUGUGGGAUUUCUAUGUAUAAAUGGAAAUGCUGUUGCUUCUAAAUAUGUUACAAGCAGUUAAAGUUGCAAGACUAUGCAAAAAGUGAUGGCUGCAUUUAUUUCUUACACUUAUAAACGCAAAGACUACUGAAAUAGAAUUCAUUGCACUGAGAAGCUUCUUGUAUAAUAAACUGCUCCUUAUGUCAAAGCCUAACAAAGGCUACAGCUGUGGUAGGGUGGGGUUAAAUGCCUAAUUGCCUGCAGUUAAUCUUAAAGGUACUGCAGGUAGUAAAACAAGCAAAAAUUCUCAUUUGCGUCAAAAAAAGACACAGUUGCGUCAAAAUAGGCAUGGUCGUGUUAAAAAAGGGCAUGGUCGAGUCAAAAAAGGCACAGUCGCAUAAGAAAAAUUUGCGUGCCACCCUUGUUUCACAAAUGUUUUGCAGAUGAGGUUUACUCAUCACUAACAGCACGUAAAUGCAUCAGCCUGAGGUGAGAUUUACCAGUGUUAUGUACAAAACUGAUUCUGCUGAAUCUUGUGGUCCAAACAAGUUCUCUUAUGUGCUGUCAAAAAUGUUCAAAAAUAAUCUUUUCUUUAACAUACUUUACAGAGGCACACUCCAGCAGGCCACUGAAACAAAAAAAAAAAACUUUUAAACAUACCUGCCUCCCCAAUUCCUUUUCCACACUGCUCAGUAAAGUAGUUGAAGGUGCAUCCAUCCAGUAGCACCAACUAAAUCAAGAGCCUUCAGCUUAACUGGUCCUUUUGCAGUGUUGUUGUUCUCCAUCAUCACUUGAUGGUCUUUUCUCAACCCAACUUAACUACUGUAUGUAAAUGUGUAAUUGUUUUCUCAAUAAAAAGUUAAUAAA
Messenger RNA from Xenopus tropicalis (tropical clawed frog), 2621 nucleotides. RefSeq lists its product as uncharacterized. The transcript is spliced from 10 exons. The coding region runs from base 58 to 1542 and encodes 494 amino acids. The record is from RefSeq and is a predicted model, not a curated record. Lineage: Eukaryota; Metazoa; Chordata; Amphibia; Anura; Pipidae.